Molecule: messenger RNA, 2936 nt
Organism: Eriocheir sinensis (Chinese mitten crab)
Lineage: Eukaryota; Metazoa; Arthropoda; Malacostraca; Decapoda; Varunidae
Product: parathyroid hormone/parathyroid hormone-related peptide receptor-like
Exons: 14
Coding region: 476-2830 (784 amino acids)
Biological process (GO): cell surface receptor signaling pathway; adenylate cyclase-modulating G protein-coupled receptor signaling pathway
Cellular component (GO): plasma membrane
Molecular function (GO): G protein-coupled peptide receptor activity; peptide hormone binding
Source: RefSeq, a predicted model, not a curated record
AAUUCACCAACAUAUUCGCCAAUAUUUUUUCCUGUUACUUAUAUUACGUAUAUAAAGUUAGAACCCAAGAAAUUGCUGUUCCUCUCACUCUUGCCUUGUGCACAGGCGCAGCAUCACCGACGCAGCAGCCGACUGACAGAGCUGUGAAAUCAGCAGUUGCCCGCUAGUCCUCGUGGAGGUGGGCACUGUUGUGUCAUUUGCUCUCCUGUGCAUUUUUUUUUAAUCCUACUAUCUUGCAGAUGUCUGAAGCCUGCAGCCUGAGGCAGGUGCAAAAGAUGGCUGAAGGCGCCAAAGGUGCUUCAGGAAGAGGUCCCGCUAUACGCCCGUGAUGUGGAUAUCCAAGCAAGAUCGAAUCCACUAACACCCACCACCUACAUCGGAACCUCUACCCUCACCUGUACCACCUCCACCACCUGCACCUCUUCACCACCUCCGUCCAGGCAGGGAAUAGUCCUCCUGCAGCCCGCCGAGCAGGAUGCGGCGCCAGACAGUCCCGUGUGUGUGGCUUGCAGUGACGGCGGCGCUGGCGACACCCACCUCCCACACCCAGCACCCGCAACACACCCCGCACACACCCACACCCCCUAACAUACCAACUCCACACUCCCCAUCCUACAGAUCCUCCUCUUCCUUAUCCUCAUCCUCCACCUCCUCGCCCCACUAUUCUUCCUACCCAGACGGCACCACCACUACCACCAUAAUCUACCACCACUACCAGGACCCACCAGACGUCCCCUCACCUUCCUCUUCCGCCACCACCUUGCACCACCGCCACCAGUUCUCCCGCCUCCGCCAUAAUCACCACCCGGAGUCAAUGGAGGACCAGGUGGCGGUGCUGACGGAGAUGCGGGUGGAGUGUGAGCUGAAGAUGAGGAAUGAGGAGCGAGAAAAGAGGAAAGGGAGGGCGGGAACACCGAUCAAGUCUUCCUCCACCGACACCACCACGACAGCGGAUGGGGGAAUCUAUACCAGCUCCUCCACCCCCAACGCCGCCCCAAGCGACCCUUUAGUACCUCCUGGAUUUGCCAACUGGAAAGAAAACGAGGAGCAUUCUGAAGGGGAUGACACUGAAGUAGAAAACGGAGGUCGAGGCCUCGGGAGUGUGAAAGAAAAUGAGUCUGUGGAUGGUUUCUGCCCCACGACCUUCGAUAAUAUAUACUGCUGGCCCAGGACGGCUCCAGACAAGAUCGUGACCAUCCCAUGUCCUGGCUACGUUAAGAACUUCAUGCGAGGGAACAAUGCUACACGGUACUGCACCUCCGAGGGCACGUGGUACACCCUUGAAGGUACUAACCAGACGUGGACCAACUACAGCCAGUGUUCGGCCACGCUCGUCGUCCCGCUGGUGAUGAACUCGACGAUGGGAAUGUGGGUGCCGGUGGUGAGGGUCGUGUCUCUAGUUGGCUACAGUGUCUCCCUCGCCACACUCUUGGUCGCCUUCUCCGUCCUUGCGUGUAUCAAGCGCCUGCGAUGUCCUCGAAACACUCUUCACAUGCACCUCUUCCUCUCCUUCAUCUGCCGGGCGAUCGGGGCGCUGGCCAGGAACAACGACAUCAACGACAUCAUCGCGUUGGAGCCUGACUCAGACGGCGGGACGUGGGGUUGCCGGCUCUUUACGUCACUCUGGCAAUAUUUCAUCCUCGCCAACUAUUCCUGGAUCUUGAUGGAGGGACUCUACCUGCAUAACCUGAUCUUCCUCGCCCUCUUCACCGACAACUCCGCCAUCACCCUCUACAUCGUCCUGGGCUGGGGUCUGCCGCUCAUCCUGGUGGGGGGCUGGGUGGUGGCGAGGGUGGCGGUGGAGAACACGCUCUGCUGGUUCACCCACGACCAUGCCUGGGUUUUCUGGACCUUCGUAAGAGGGCCUGUGGGUAUCUCAAUCUUGGUGAGCUUCGCGCUGUUCGUAAACAUCGCCAGGGAGUUGCUGCUCAAGUUGAAGUCCUCGACCACUCCGGAGAGCCGCCGCUGCCGCUACAGGAGGUGGGCUCGCUCGACGCUAGUUCUCGUCCCGCUCUUCGGUGUCCACUACGCGAUGCUCCUCGGCUUCACCUUCUUCAUGGGCAAGAACUCCACCAUCGAGAUCAUGUGGCUCUUCACCGACCAGUUCUUCGCCUCGUUCCAGGGCUUCUUCGUGGCAACACUGUACUGCCUCUUGAACGGGGAGGUGAGGUCGGAGCUGCAUAAGAUUUGGCACCACUGGCAGAUGAACAGCAAGACGGAGAAAAGCAUCAACUUCCACUCCGCCUUGUCGCAGUCGAGGACAUACUUCAGCAGAGGCACCGGGGCUCCCUGGGCGUCCGCUUUUGCGUCAGGGAAGCGGAAGGAUGGCUCGGCGGCGGCAAGGAAAACGUCAGACGAGAUGGGGAUGUCGCGGAUGGAGAAGACGAAUGGCUCACCAGCGCAAGCCACCUGCCUCUCCGUGCUGGACGAUACCCAAAACCAGGUUUCCCUCACAACCAGCCUGGCCGUUGUGGAGCUUCAGCCGACCCCUGACACCAUCAACUCCACCACCACGCACCUGCAGGAAGCGGCUGAUAUAUGCGCGCGUGGGAUGUCGCCGGAUGGAGGAGGAGGAGGAAGAGGAGGAGGGGACAAGGCGUGCGUUCUCCUCUUGCAGCCUCUCUCCCACGUCACCCACGACCUCAUAGACAUGGACUCCUCCCCUUUGAGGCAACACGCAGGGGAUCAAAACUCCGACUCUAUGCUUGGGGAGAUGCCGCCAAUGUCAAGUAUACUCUACGAUACCCCUGGGGACUCCUGUGAAGGGUCUCCGCUGCUCCCAAACAUCUCCACCUCUUCCCACCCCUCCCACACGGAGAGCACCUUCUGAGGCCCAUGAGGAGAAGGCGCCAGGCUCCUUCCUCCUAGGCAAUGCGUUCUGUGUUGAUUUCCCCUUUGUAUAAUUACUUAAUGGAGACGAACUACUGCAUGUAACC